Parasteatoda tepidariorum (common house spider) is the source of this 2252-nucleotide messenger RNA. RefSeq lists its product as uncharacterized. The record is from RefSeq and is a predicted model, not a curated record. Lineage: Eukaryota; Metazoa; Arthropoda; Arachnida; Araneae; Theridiidae.
CGAUCCGGGAGUUCUGAAUCUGACCUCUUUUUCACGACGACCCGGUUCCUAAAGAACGUGCUUCAAAAACAUCGUUCCUGAGAGGAGAUUGAACAAAACAAGUAUCGACAUUGAACUUGGUGGCUCAGGUUAUACGAAAAAGGUGACUGCUGAUUUCAUUUCGGAAGCAGACACACAAGAAGCAACAUGCAUUUCUCUUCGCUUAAGGUUUUACUGACAAUUUGCAUGUGGGCGAUUGCACUAGUGGCAACUCAUGCUCAAGAAUUAAACCUCACUGACACAGAGGAGGCAGAAUUCCGACAGGGUGGAAUGGCGCAACUGAUAUCUUCUGGCAUGGGAGGAAUUUAUGGUGGUAGCGGUGGAUAUCAAAUGCUAAAUUCAGGAAGCACUGGAGGUGGGUACUCAAACAUGAUAAGAAACCUGUACAGACCACCUUCCCUCGGUUUAACAGACAAAGUUAAACACUGGGUAAAGUCCUUCAUGAACAGGAGACAAUUCGUCAAGCCAGUAUACAACCCAUCCAUGGGCGGAUUGUCUUAUACCGGUGAAUAUGGAUCCAAGCCCAUGUUCAUGAGUCCUAAUGGUUACAAGGCUAUUUCAGUACCUCUAAGACAACUACAGAAAUAUUACAAACCUUAUUACGGAACAGAAGGAGGAAGUCCACAAUAUUUGCAAGCAGCUGGAAACACUGUCCCAGGAUCAUCUGGAGCGGCAAGCUCUUUUGGCAGCUACAGCCCAAAUGCAGUGUCAUCCAAUGGUGGUCUUUACGCUAGCGAAAGCGCCAGCUCUGGUCACUUUACAGGCUCUGGUAGCAAUCUUUAUGGAUCAUCCGACAGCAGUGCUUUAUUUGGAGCAGGAGGUAUCUCUGGAAGUAACAUAUUCUCAUCUGGUGGCAGCCCAUCCAGUGGAUUAUUCUCAUCUGGCGGUAGUCCCGGAAGUGGCUUAUUCGGCUCACAGGCAGGUUCAAGUGGACUCUUCUCUGGCAGUGAAGGCGGUAGCAGCUUAUACAAUAUUCCGAGCUUUGGAAAUGGUGGAAUUUAUGGAUCUAGUGGUAGCCCUGCUAGUGGCUUUUAUCCUGGCUCCAGUGGAAGUGGUGCCUCUUUUGAUCUCGGCAGCAGUGGUAUUUAUGGUUCUGAUGGUAGCUCGUUUGGAUCCAGCAGUGGUGGAUUCGGAAACAGCGCAGCAGCAAGCAGUAUUCUAUCAGUUAAUUCAGGUCCCGGCAGUGGCAGCAGUUAUGGAGACCUUUAUGCCAGUGCCGCUAACCAAGCCACCAGUUUAUACAAUCCUUCAGUGAAUGAAAAUGGACGACAAUACAAUGGUGGAUCUGGCAGCAAAUCUUCUUAUGGAGGAAGUAGCUCUUCCCUAUACAUACCAUCAGCAUCCGGAGACAGAAACGGCGACUCUUCGUACAGCCAGCAAUCACCAAAAGAAAACAGUUACAAUGUAGAGUCUGUGAGGGGCGGCCAACCUGAAACCUCAUACUCUGUAUCAUUCCAACCUGCUCAAUCAAAAUCAUACAGCUCAUCUUUUGAAGGCGCGAGUUUCCAACCAGUUUCUUACUCUUCCGACGGCAAUUCCGCUCAAUUCCAAGAAAAAAGUUCUUCAUAAGGAACUUUUAUUAUCGAACCUUGAUUAGCUAGGACAAUUGUCAGUUAUUUUAACAAAGAGAGGUGGCUCAAUGUAUAGUUUGAGGAAAGUCUUUAAUAAUGUUAUUGCUAAAUGGAAGUUUGCAGGACGCAAACUUAAGGCGCACAACAGUAUGAAGAGCGCUAUAAAUAUUCCUUAAGGCCAAUAUUUUUAUUAAAUGAAACAGGGUUACUAGGUGGUCAGCUGGACUGACCAACGGUGUAUUUACCUUGAACUGUAAACAAAUGUCUUUUUUUUAUUGUCUCUUUUCUAUGAAAAGAAAUAAACUCAGUAUGUCAAAAUGAAAUUUUUUAACCUCUCUUUCUUUCAUCAGUAUUUAAAUGUAUGUAUUUUCAAGGUAUAAUUGAAAAUGCUCAAUGUUGUUAAGCAAUACUACUUCCUCAUGUGUUACUAAGUAUAAAUUUUAAAAUAUUGUUUUAUUAAAAAGGCACAUAAGUGCAUAAUGAUAUUAUUGGCAAGGAAAAAAACUUAAAUUAUAUAAUUAUUGUGAAGGUUUUAUUUAUUUAUUUAUGUCUCCAUUUAUGUUGUUUAUGUUUUUUUAUUUAAAAGAUAAAUUUUAAUAUAAGUAUGUGCUUGUUUGUAAAUAAAGAUAUUCUUUAGAUACU